GAGGAUUUCCUUGACAUGGAAAGAAAAAUCGAUGUCACCAAUAAAGCGGUUGCCGAAAUUCUUUCAAAAGCCACCGAGUAUCUCCAGCCGAAUCCAGCAUCCAGAGCUAAGCUGGGAAUGCUGAACACCGUGUCGAAGCUCCGAGGACAGGUGAAGACCACCGGGUACCCGCAGACGGAGGGCUUGCUGGGGGACUGCAUGCUGAAAUACGGGAAGGAGCUCGGGGAGGACUCCACCUUCGGGUGUGCACUGGUGGAAGCUGGAGAAGCCAUGAAGCAGAUGGCGGAGGUGAAGGAUUCUCUCGAUAUUAACGUAAAGCAGACCUUCAUUGAUCCUCUCCAGUUGUUACAAGACAAAGAUCUCAAAGAGAUUGGACACCACCUGAGAAAGCUGGAGGGCCGCCGACUGGAUUAUGAUUAUAAAAAGAAGCGGGUCGGUAAGAUACCAGACGAAGAGAUCAGACAAGCGGUAGAAAAAUUUGAAGAGUCAAAGGAGUUGGCUGAAAGAAGCAUGUUUAAUUUUUUAGAAAAUGAUGUAGAGCAAGUCAGCCAGUUGGCUGUGUUCAUCGAGGCUGCAUUAGACUAUCACAGACAGUCCACUGAGAUCCUGCAGGAUCUGCAGAACAAGCUACAGCAGCGCUCAAAUGCUGCAUCCAGCCUCCCCAAACGGGAAUACAAGCCAAGGCCCGUGAAAAGGAGCUCUAGUGAGUUCAACGGGGUUUUUGCCACCUCUGCAGCGAAGUCGACAGGUUCUAACGCCCCCGUGGACCAGCCCUGCUGUCGUGGCCUCUAUGACUUUGAGCCAGAAAACCAAGGAGAAUUAGGAUUUAAAGAAGGGGACAUCAUUACCUUAACCAAUCAGAUAGAUGAAAACUGGUAUGAAGGAACGAUCCGAGGGAAAUCUGGGUUCUUCCCCAUUACCUAUGUGGAAGUGGUCGUGCCUUUACCUCAGUAA
Messenger RNA from Castor canadensis (American beaver), 954 nucleotides. The record is from RefSeq and is a predicted model, not a curated record. Lineage: Eukaryota; Metazoa; Chordata; Mammalia; Rodentia; Castoridae.